AUGUGCAAAGCCUUCUCAUUAUCACUCAAGGAAGAGGCAUUGGAAUUGUAUAACACUCUUCCUCCCAACACAGUGGAUUGCUUCGCCAUUGUGGAAACCCUCUUUAGAAGGAAAUAUGCCUCCAAUCGGAAACAGGAGAUAACACCGGCGGAAUUGGUAAAUACUAAGCAGGAGAACAGGGAAACUUUGAAGGCCUUUAUGAAAAGGUAUACUGAAAUCGCACGACGAGUUAAAGAGGCGCGACCACCAAAAACUAUGGAAGAGCUCCAAGAGAGAGCAGCUAAAUUCAUCCGUAUGGAGGAAAUGCGAAUCUCGCAGAGAAAGCGGCAACAAGAAGCUGAUGUAGGCGGAGGCAGAAGGGACGACAAGCAACCAUUCGACAAUAAUGAUAAAAGUACGGAGCUUCCCCGAACAUUUAAGUUUAACCAUUAUACAACCCUUAGUGCACCUAGGGCAAAGGUUCUUGAAGAGGCCAUCAACGUAGAGCUUCUCACACCACGAAGGAAACCAUCUCCAAAAAACGCCGACGGGAGGAAGAGCUGUCGUUUCAAUCAGAACCAUGGACAUACUAUAGAAGAAUGA
Messenger RNA from Vigna angularis (adzuki bean), 582 nucleotides. RefSeq lists its product as uncharacterized. The record is from RefSeq and is a predicted model, not a curated record. Bases 1 to 582 code for a protein of 193 amino acids. NCBI's taxonomy places the organism in Eukaryota, Viridiplantae, Streptophyta, Magnoliopsida, Fabales, Fabaceae. The transcript has 2 exons.